Monopterus albus (swamp eel) is the source of this 1320-nucleotide messenger RNA. RefSeq names its product hydroxysteroid (17-beta) dehydrogenase 1 (gene hsd17b1). NCBI's taxonomy places the organism in Eukaryota, Metazoa, Chordata, Actinopteri, Synbranchiformes, Synbranchidae. Gene Ontology annotation, molecular function: estradiol 17-beta-dehydrogenase [NAD(P)+] activity. Gene Ontology annotation, biological process: estrogen biosynthetic process. The record is from RefSeq and is a predicted model, not a curated record. Gene Ontology annotation, cellular component: cytosol; cytoplasm. The coding region runs from base 127 to 999 and encodes 290 amino acids. The transcript is spliced from 6 exons.
AUGGUGUAGCAAAAGAUAUGCAAACACAGAAAAGAGUUUUCACUGUCAGCUGGGCUCAUUUCACAGGUGUCAUCUCCCCUUUACUCCAGCUCCUCUCUGUGAAAGAACGUUAGUGAGCUGGGCUCCAUGGACAAGAAGGUAGUACUGAUCACAGGCUGCUCCUCGGGGAUCGGCCUCAGCCUGGCUGUGCGGCUAGCCUCCGACCCUGACAAAACAUACAAAGUCUAUGCCACAAUGAGAAACCUGGCCAAGAAAGAACGUCUUUUAGAAUGUGUGAAAGGCCUGCAUAAAGACACUUUAGACAUCCUGCAAAUGGACGUGACAGACCAGCAGUCUAUCCUGGAUGUGAGGGACAGGGUUGUGGAGAAACGAGUGGACAUUCUGGUGUGUAAUGCUGGCGUUGGCUUGAUGGGGCCUCUGGAGGUGCAGGCUUUGGACUCGAUGAGGCAGAUUCUGGAGGUCAACCUCCUGGGUACCAUCCAGACCAUCCAGGCUUUUCUGCCAGACAUGAAGGCUCAGAGACAGGGCCGCAUUCUGGUCACCGGCAGCAUCGGAGGGCUUCAGGGUUUCCCUUUUAAUGAGGUGUACUGUGCCAGUAAAUUUGCAAUAGAAGGUGCAUGUGAGAGUUUGGCUGUUCUCCUGCAACACUUCAAUAUUCAUGUGAGUCUCAUUGAGUGCGGUCCAGUCAACACUGAUUUCCUGGUCAACCUGCAAAAGGUGGAGCUUGGGGAUACGUCUCUCCAACAGGUUGAUACCCACACACUCAGUCUUUAUGAAAAGUACCUGCAGCACUGUGGCUCCAUUUUCCAAAAUGCAGCACAGGACACUGAAGAUAUUGUAAAGGUAUUUCUAGAAGCCAUCCAGUCACCCAGCCCUGCAUUCAGAUACUUCACCAGUGGUGUCAUGCCACCUCUCACCCAGCUGAAAUUCACUGAGCCAGAUGGCUCUCAGUGCAUCCGUGCUAUGAGCGAACUCAUUUUCUCGGCUGAGGAACAAUAACUGCCACUCUUGCACAGGCCUUGUUUUGAGCCAAGCCACUGCUUUGUGUUCAGACUUGUUCUUCUUUUACUUUGUGUGUACUUUAUUUGGUCUUUCACAAUUGAUUUCUGGAAUAAAGUUUACUCUGACUCACUGUUGUUGUGCAGCUGGAAAAGGCAGUAAGUCCAGUUUUGUUAGUGACUUCAUGCAUCCACUGUACUUUUGUAUGUCACUUAUGAAAAGUUACAUUCCUUAUUAAAAAUUUGGCUAGUAAGGGACAAAGAAAAGCAUGAAAUGAAAAACAAUCAAGCUCAAACAAUGCAGAAAAAUAAAAUGUGUAAU